UCCUUGUGAUGUUAGUCCAUGGGUGGUCGCUGGACGGGAUGCUAGAAAACUGGAUGUGGAAGUUGGGAACUGCACUACUUUCUAAGCGGGCAGAUGUCAAUGUGAUCAUUACGGACUGGAUUGCCCUGGCUCACCAGCAUUAUGCAAUAGCAGUAAGGAAUUCCCGUACUGUUGGCAAGCGUAUAGCUGACUUCAUACAAUGGCUGGAAGGAACAUUUCAGUUCUCACGAGAACAGGUCCAUCUGAUUGGAUAUAGUCUGGGAGCUCAUGCCUCUGGAUUUGCUGGGAGCUACAUCAAAGGACCAAAUAAGAUUGGAAGAAUAACAGGCCUGGACCCUGCUGGACCUUUGUUUGAAGGAAUAUCAUCUGCAGAUCGUCUGUCUCCAAAUGAUGCAAAUUUUGUUGAUGCGAUACACACCUUUACACAGCAGCACAUGGGCCUCAGUGUUGGGAUAAAACAGCCAGUGGCUCACUUUGAUUUUUACCCAAAUGGAGGAAACUUCCAGCCUGGUUGCCACUUUCAGAACAUUUACAAUCAUAUCGCAAAACAUGGAAUUGCAGGUUUCACUGCAGCUGUAAAAUGUGCACACGAAAGAUCAGUACAUCUGUUUAUUGACUCCAUACUCAAUGAAGACAAGCAAAGUGUUGCAUACUGGUGUAAGGACAUCAACACAUUCAAUAAAGGAAUCUGUCUCAGCUGUAGAAAGGGGCGAUGCAACACUCUGGGAUAUGAUAUUAAGAAAAUGACUCCUCAGAAUGGCAAGAAACUGUACCUCAAGACACGUUCCCAAAUGCCUUUCAAAGUUUACCACUAUCAGUUCAAGAUCCAUUUCAUUAAACAAAUUGCACAAAAGCAGUUGGAACCCACCCUUACAGUGUCACUUAUCGGGACUAAGGAAGAUGUACAGAACUUACCAAUUAUUCUAGAUGAGCGCAUCACAGGGAACAAAACCCAUUCUUUCCUGAUUACCACUGACAAAGAUAUUGGUGAGCUGAUGAUGAUCAAUUUUAAAUGGGAAGGCACUGCAGGAUGGGCAAACAUCUGGGAUACUGUCCAAACCAUUAUACCAUGGACAAAAGUAAAACUCCAUCCAGAGCUAAUUGUUAAAAAAAUACGCGUCAAAGCUGGAGAAACACAAGAAAGGAUGACAUUUUGUUCUCAAGAUGUUUCUGAUGUGCACCUCCACCCAACCCAAGUGAAAACAUUUGUGAGAUGCCAGAACAAAGGAGAAAAGAAUACAUUUAGACACACUUCAUCAGUGAAAUGGACAAAAACAUAAUUUUUCUACUAAAGUUGUAUUCCACUGACUGGAAAAGGACUGGAAACUGAAGUAAAACUUAGCCCAGUACUGGACAAUUCAUUCAGUUUCUGGCUGUAAGGCUUUUAAUUAUGGAUAAGAAAGGCACAUAAUUGCAUCCAGAGCCCUGCCUUAAAAGUACCUUCAGAAUGUUUUUUGUUACCUGACAGUAUCAGUGUUUAAAUGGUCAUAAAUCUAUAGCCCAGUGUAUAGCAAACUGUGACAAACCUGGCAACAUCCUAUGAACUAGAGAACUGUUAAGUGUCAUUUACUAAAACCAAUAAACUCAGAAUGUGUUUUAUAAGUAA
Messenger RNA from Protopterus annectens (West African lungfish), 1606 nucleotides. It is a transcript of the gene LIPC, whose product is annotated as lipase C, hepatic type. The transcript has 8 exons. Gene Ontology annotation, molecular function: apolipoprotein binding; triacylglycerol lipase activity. NCBI's taxonomy places the organism in Eukaryota, Metazoa, Chordata, Ceratodontiformes, Protopteridae. Bases 9 to 1280 code for a protein of 423 amino acids. The record is from RefSeq and is a predicted model, not a curated record. Gene Ontology annotation, biological process: lipid metabolic process.